Molecule: messenger RNA, 966 nt
Organism: Dovyalis caffra
Lineage: Eukaryota; Viridiplantae; Streptophyta; Magnoliopsida; Malpighiales; Salicaceae
Source: the annotation of a GenBank genome assembly
AUGACAGGCACCCCUCGACAGACAGAAACCCAACAUGUACCAUACCCAACAGUAGUUACAGAACCAUCAUCUCCUAAAGCUGAAGUGGCAGAAAUCCAUGAACCACCUUCAGCAGCCACUGUUGCGGAAGAAUCACAACCUGAUAUUCAACCACCAGCAUCAGAUGCGGAAACCAAGAAAUGGGGCACCCACGUUAUGGGACCACCAGCAGCACCGAACGUCCACCCUGACAACCAGCAAGCUGCCUUAUGGAAUGCCAGUCAGCACCAGCAAAUCUACGAGUAUCCAUACCUGGUUUAUACUCCAAUAGAAAAAUCGGAAAAGCCAACCCAGAAAUCUUUUGAACCUGUGAUCAAUAAAUUCCAAGAAUGGGGCAAGAAGGCAGAGACCAUAGCCCGUAACAUCUGGCACAACCUUAAAACUGGGCCGUCUGUGCCACAAGCCGCAUGGGGUAAGGUAAACCUGACCGCAAAAGCAAUCACAGAGGGUGGCUUUGAGUCUCUCUUCAAGCAGAUAGUUGAAACCGAUCCUAAUGAGAAGCUGAAGAAGACUUUUGCUUGUUACCUUUCAACAUCUACUGGCCCAGUUGCUGGAACGUUCUAUCUAUCAACUGCUCGAGUCGCUUUCUGCAGUGACCGUCCUCUAUGCUAUACUGCUCCUUCAGGACAAGAGGCUUGGAGUUACUACAAGAUUAUGAUACCUUUGGAAAAGAUAAGCACAGUCAACCCAGUUAUCAUGAAAGAAAGUCCACCAGAGAAGUAUAUUCAGAUUGUCACCAUUGACAAGCACGAAUUCUGGUUUAUGGGAUUCGUCAAUUUUGAGAAAGCAACACACAAUCUCUUAGAGAGUGUGUCGAAUUUCAAGGAAGCAGGAAAUGCAACUCAGCCAGUUGAUUCACGUCAAGAUUCUGACAGUUUUAUGGCCAACUCUAGUGCAUGGAUGUCGACGUUCAAGAUGCUAGCUUAA